GGGAAAGUCAUGGCGCCGCCUGCCAUGCGAGAGCCUCCACCUCGCUGCGCCUCGUCUCCGGCCCUCCUCGCAAUCGAGACCCAGUUUCUCCCUCGCCCCACAGCCCAAUUCAAUCGCACGCGCCAAUCCCCAAUUCCUUCAAUUGCAUCCUUUCUUCAAUGCGGGGCGAUUCCUGUACCGUUUCCACAAUCCCAAUCACCUCGAAAUCUACACUACCGCAAUUCUCCAGCUUGCACUGAAAGUCUGGCUCCCUCGGGGCCUUCAUCAAUCCUGCGAUCGUGGAUCCAAUUCAUUGCAAUCAUUAUCGCUGUCUUCUUCAUUUCAAUUGUGGUUGUAUUCGUCUUGUGGGUUUCUCAGUUGGGGUUUCCUUCGAGGGCUCGUCUGCGGAGUUUCUUACGCUGUAGGAGAGUUUGUUUCAGGGUGGGUGGGCUUGUUUUCAGUGGGGUAAACGGUUCGGAUUGUUUGAGGGUGAUUUGAAUUGGGGGGGUGGCAUUUCGUGGUUGAUUGUCGGGCAGGCUCACAGAUUUGUGGUCUGACUUCGAGGUAGAGUUGGGAUCUUUGGCAUCGGAGAAGCUUUGCCCUAAUUCUAUUCCCCUGUCUGGCAGGGGUUCGUGUUGAAAAAAUUGUUCCCUGGGAGAUCUCAGCUGUGUCACGAUUUCUUUGUUGGUCUCAUUAUAUUUUCUUUUUAUGUCUCUCAUCCGUUAAGGGUUGCUAUUUGAUUUCAGAUUCUGGUAGUUGAGCACAGUGAAUUGGCCUAUUCGCUCAGUAAAAUUGACCUAGAAUGCUUGUUCCUCUAGCGUGUGUGAGGGCUGAUUGAGUUCCACAUCUGGAUUUGGGCAUUGUUUCGAUGGCACAAUUUAUCACUGUGGACUGGAAGAUUCUUCAUUUUUUAGCUCCGAGGAUAUGAUUCCUCGUAUUAGUCUGGUGGAUUUUGGGUUAUGACAAGGUUGUUAGCUAACCUCACGUCUUAACUUUUAACGGGCUGGGGUUUACCUCAGUCUCAAGAUUGAAGGACUGUUCAGUUACGUUGGGAGGCUUUCAAGAAUCUAAUAGUCGAAAGUGUCGUGACAUUGCAUUUUGCGGAUACCUAUGAAUAGUGAAGCACGAGAAACUUAUGCAUAUUUUUUCUACCCCUUCCGCUUCUCCUCCAGUUUAGGGAGACGUUUGAGUUCAUUCUUUCACUCUUAGUAGCUACAAAAGCUUAGUGAUCAAGGCUGGGGUUUGAGAAUAUUGAUCUUGCAAUAACCUCCUCAUUUACAGUUGCGAUACUAGUAUGGCAUGUGGGCUUCAUCUUUUACUUGCAUCUGAUACAUUAGCAUUGGGAGCUGGGAGUAGUCAGCACUAGUGAAUUACGCAUUAAUCCUAAAUGACCUCCAAGAUGGGGUUGAAGAUGUAGGAUUCCUUUUGAAGUGGAACCAUCGCAUUCAGUGUUAUAAUUUCCACCUCUCUCAAGGGGGUUUUGUGCUCCACCUGUGAAUGAGCAAGUCCAGGCUGACGCAGCGGCACAGCAACCAUGGUGGUUGCCAGUUCGAAGGCUUCAGCUCAGGCAGGUUGAUUCUGCACAGAGAACAGGCUUGUCUGACCUUGCACAUGAGGUUUUGGUUAAGGAACGUUUUUGCGGACUUGCUGGAUUCUCUCAUAUUAGAUGUGGCAUCUGAAGCUCAUAGAGCUGCUCGCCUUGGGUUUGACUACCGGUUGAGAAAUGAGGAGGAAGAUGAAGCGCGCGCGUGUGCAAGUGCCCGGGCUACAUUGGGCGAUGUCGACUCUGCGGCCUCAGAGAACUGUGGCAAGUAUACUGUGGAUGUGUUCGAACUGACGCAUCCCACCAUUGCUCAGGAGAUGUUCGACUGCAUGAACUGCGGGCGUCCUAUUGUUGCUGGCCGGUUCGCUCCUCAUCUCGAAAAAUGCAUGGGAAAAGGUCGGAAGGCACGGAUCAAGCCAAACUCUAGCCUGAGUGCUAGUCAGCCACGGCGAGGCCGGGCAGCUGCACCAACUUCCAGAAACACGAACGACAAUUCUGGUGGUCACUACCGUUCCUCAAGUAGGCCACUCGUGCGAGGCGCUGCUCAGGAAUCGCAGCGUAGCACCCCGGAAGCUAACGGGACUUCGACUGCGCAGGGGUCUCAUGAAGUUGAUAAAGACAUGGUUCCAGGGCUUCCUCAUCCUGGGAAAGCACGAACUAAGAAGAGCUCCCUCAAAGUACAACGUGUGAUUCCAGGUGGCUCGGGGGUAGCGAGAUCGUUUGAUAACGUUGUAGGUAGAGGAGGCUCUGCACCUGACACUACUUUGGGAUCCCAAGCCGGUUUUGUAUCUGGAAUGGCAGUACCUGUGGCUGUAUCUGGGGAGCUUGAGGCUCCAGUUGCAAACCACAAGUCGACGGGAUCUGGUCGCACUGGCACCAUCAAGGGACGUAAAGGCAACGAGAAGAAGAGGAACAUUGGGCAAGUUAUGGCAGGGUCUGCCAGCAUGGCAAAUGGGGUGAAUGGAAACGGAGAGUUGGAUGCGAGGUCAAGAACUGUGGAGGUUAGGGUUGAAAAUUCGGAUACCUCUUUGAUGUCUCCUUUCUCCAGCCAUUCCCUGGGGUAAUGUUUGUAGAUCAUCUUACGGAACAUGAGGCGUUUCUGUACACAAGUUGUCUCUGGUUCAGCUGCACGAAGCCGGUUAAUUUUGCUGGUUUGCACAGAAAGCUAGCAAUCUUGCGUAACAAGAACUUCUCCUUAGAAGAAGCUACGCAAGAUUACAAUCAAAGUUGAGGUUGCUCUCUUCUGGAAAGAGUACCACUCAGGAUCACAAUUCUGGCAUCGGCAGGUCUUGACCUUAGCGGUAGAGUGGGAUAAGUGUUCAGUGGUAUGGGGUUAGUAACGACUAUUAACACAUGGAGAGUGUACAAGCUAUGUACCUGGAAGAAUGGUUACACCAAGUUGCAGAUGUAGAGAAUUACAAUUUCCGAGGGGUCAUCCACAUGCCAAAGGCUUGGGACCCUCUGGGGUGCCUGCCACCUUAUUGAUGAAGCAAUUUUGUGUGCUAUGGUAUACCCGGUCAUUACUUCACUGUAAUUUCCUUUGAUAAUCCAAUCAUUUUUUACUCAUGUUUUGAUCAA
Messenger RNA from Physcomitrium patens, 3100 nucleotides. RefSeq lists its product as uncharacterized. Gene Ontology annotation, cellular component: DUBm complex; SAGA-type complex. The record is from RefSeq and is a predicted model, not a curated record. NCBI's taxonomy places the organism in Eukaryota, Viridiplantae, Streptophyta, Bryopsida, Funariales, Funariaceae.